AUGGAUGACUCUUCCUUGCCUCUCUUUUUCAUAUCAGGGGACCAGCAUUUCACCAUAUACCUGAGUCAGAUGCACGCCACGGUCUCGUCCAUAAAGAAGCAUUACCCCGGAUGGCUAGUGAGAAUCUACCACAACGUUACUCUCGAUGAUAAGAAGAGCUCUGAUGAGUUGUGUCGCCUCUACUGUGACCACGACAACGUUGAUCUCUGCCACGUUCACCACCUGCCCGAGCUUGGGAACUUGACAAACAAAGGAGUAGUUGGUCGUUUCUGGAGAUUUUCCGUGAUGGGAGAUCCUACAGUAGACGUGUUCUUGUCGAGAGAUACGGACAGCUGGGUGCUGGCGAGGGAGGCGAAGGCAGUGAAGGAGUGGCUCCGUUCUGGCCUCACUUACCACGUCAUGCACGACCACCCGAAGCACAAGCCGAUUAUCAUGUCUGGCCUCUGGGGAGCAUUCAACAAAGCGCAGGAAUAUUUGCAACAGGUUCGGGAUUUCAUGUUUGAAUGGCGCGUCUCUGACAGACCGUCACAUGAUAAUGAAAUGCUUCGGAUUUUGCUCUGGCCGAUUAUGAAGGAGGACGUCCUCAAUCACGACAGCUUCACCUGCAACGACCCCAACCACGGCGCCUCAGUCCCCUUUCCGACCCGACGCGUAGGUAACGAGUACUGCGGGUGGGGUCUGUCCAAGGCCGUCCCUGCUCUGGAGGUGAAUAAGACCGAGUGUCCUUACGAGUGCCGUCCUGAUGACCACAAGGAGUGGGUGUCCUGUUAAGGAGGGAGAGAAGGAGGUCUGUUCUCUGCUCUGGUUUGGUCUUGGUGUCCUUGGUUUAAGUGGCGUUCCUUUUUUGGGUUGGGUGAUGAUGGUACUUUUCUGUUUCUGUUUUCUCAUUAUUAUUAUUAUUAUUAUUAUUAUUAUUAUUGUUAUUAUUAUUAUUAUUAUUAUUAUUAUUAUCAUCAUCAUCAUUAUCGCUAUUAUUUUUUUAAAGUUUAAUAAAUUUCCCUAGACGGUUGUAAAUUACAGAGCCUCAUUACCAGCGAGAAUAUUAGCAGAAUUUGGGCCAAACACGUACUUUGCUAGACCCUGGAGCGUCCGAAGUCUGGGCUGCCAUAGGGUUGUUGACAGUGCAGCAAGGUUUGGCUAAAGAAGGUGACAAUCCUUGCCUUGAGUUUAAUUUCAGCGACAGAUAAGGCAAGUGGAACCCUAGUUUAUGAGGUUUAAAGGCAGUAGGAAAAAACAACUCUAGUUUAACAGGUUUGAAAAUAGAGGGGAAAAACAACCUUAGUUUAAGAGGUAUAAAAGUAGUGGGGGAAAAAACAACAACCCUAGUUUAAGUUUAUAAGCAGUGGAGAAAAGACAACCCUAGUUUAAGAGAUUUUUAAGCAGUGGGAUAAACACCCCUAGUUUAAGAGGUUUAAAGUCAGUAGUCAUAUUUCUUGAGAUAGAGAUAGACAGUGGUCUUUCUUUUAUAUUUCUGAAAUGAAAUACACAUCGAAGAUCUUUUUUUAUAUUCUCGCUCAGUUGGAUAUUUUCGUUCUUUGAAUGUUAGUAAUGAAUUUAGGAAAGUAUUUUCUAUUGAACCAACUCCUUGGGAAGCUCUGGGAUAAGAGAUCCACUGUACAUUUUCUUUACUGGUUUGAUCACUGUUAGCAAUAAGGGCGUGGAUUACAUGCGUUACUAAUAUUUUUUGGUAAAGAAUUUUUACUUACUAAAAUAUACAUUAGAUGAUGGCAAAUUUCAAGUACACAUAAUUGUUCAUUUGAAUUGUUCCCUGUCAGCUGCGUAAACCUGUUGCUAUAUUGUCUAGGAUAUAUUUUAAGUCUCUUAAGAAAUUUCAAGUCAUGUUGACCUUUUUGUUAUGUUUAAGUACCCAACAUAUGACACCGACAAAUAAACUAAAACUAACUACAAUAUUCUAGAUUAUUCUACUAAAUACCUAUAAUUCUAUUGAUACCAUACUUAACUCUAAUUGUAAAAUGACACUACUUCUUAUGAUGAC
Penaeus indicus is the source of this 1996-nucleotide messenger RNA. RefSeq lists its product as uncharacterized. The transcript is spliced from 5 exons. Lineage: Eukaryota; Metazoa; Arthropoda; Malacostraca; Decapoda; Penaeidae. The coding region runs from base 1 to 771 and encodes 256 amino acids. The record is from RefSeq and is a predicted model, not a curated record.